AUGUCAUUUAUUUCUUGUUCUACUUCAACUACAGUUGGAAAUAGUAAUAAUUUUAGUAAAAAUAUUAUUUUUAAUGAAAAUAGUCAUCAGAGUAGUAGUUCUCAUUUAAAUAUGAACAGAAGCAGUAGUAAUAUAAGUAUAGUAUUGGAAUCAUCUUUAUCUGUAAAUAAUAUUAUAAAUAUUGGUGCUGUUAGUAGUAAUAAUAAUAAUAUUAAUAGUAACGAUACAACAACACAAAAUAAUACUGUUGACGAUUUCGAAUGUGAAAACGACGAAUAUAAUGGAUGUGAUGACCCAGCCAGAAAAGAUGAAGAAACAUUGGUUGCAGAUGAGAAACAAUUACAGCUGCUACAGUUACGAGAGACUUUAAUUGCCAGAGCAGAUGCAGCUCGUAUUCUAUCGGAUCAAAGAUCAAGACUAUCAGUUUCAAAUGCUUGUAAAGAUAUAGAUGAUCCAUUAACAAGUGAAUCAGCUUCACAAGGUAAUCCUUAUAAGAAAACCAGUGGAAGUUCGAAAUCUUCCGACAGAUUUUCAAAGGCGAUGGAGGAGAUUGUAUCGAGGUCAUCAAAUGACAUGGUUGCCUAUGGACUUGGCGAAUCUCGAUUGGAUUCCGUACUGAAUAACAUUAAGAUUUACAGUGGUGUAAAUGACUAUGAUAGAAUGAACUAUAACAAUCACAUGAUAGAUAUGGCCAUUCAAAUACUUAGAUUGUUAGUUUCCUAUAUAUUCCAACAUUACGAACCAAAACAACGUUAUCUUCCACCAGAAAAGAGAAGCAAUCCAAAGAAACCAACGUUCUCAUUAAAUAAUAAUAGUAGCGGUGGCGGUAGCAGCAAUAGUAUUUUAAUUAACAAUCAGUCGAUAUGUAAUGAUAGUAAGGAUAGUAUCAAUUUAAAUACAGUUUUAAAAGGCACUAAAAUAUCGGAUCAAUUCAAUUCAAAGAAACAAGAGAUACUAGCAAAGUUGAUUAGAAUCAAGAACGAUCCUUAUGGACAACGUCCUAUUCCACCACUACUAUUGGCAGAGUUAAAAGUACUAUGGACAGAUCCAGUCAUUCAAGAGCUAUACAAAGCAUAUCGUCCUAAUUUCAUUAAAUCUUAUCAAAUUUUAAUAGAUAAAUAUUCAGUUAUGGAUAGAGUAUUUGGAAGUGAUUUAAAGUUAUUGGAUGAUAAUGAAAUUUUACAAUUGGUUGAAUAUCCAAUUAAUCAGAUUCCAGAGUAUAUUAUUUCUGGUGAUAUUAGGAUAACCGAUGUAUCUUCGAUCAAUGUGAGAAAGAUGGAUAGACGAUGGAUGAAGACAUUCUCUGAUGUAAAGGCAUUUAUAUGGUGUUGCUCUCUGGCUACUUUCGAUGAGAUCGCUGUCAAUCCGAUAUUUGUUAGAACGAAAUCGACAACGUCGGUCGCAUCGAUCACACCCCAAAAGUCAUCAAAGCGAUUCUCAAACUCGAUGUCCUCGAUGUCAUUCACCUACUACAACAACGAACAACCAACACCAAUGGUCAACAGUCUCCACCAGAGCAUACAGAUCUUCCGUACACUCUCACAGCACACUCAUACACCCUCGAUCAUAUUCUUCACCGAGAAAGAGCGAUUCACCGAGAAGAUACAAUCCGGUGCCAAGUUUAAGUCACACUUUCCAGAUUACACCGGACAAGACAAGGAUAUCAACCAGAUCAUGGAGUUCAUAAAGAAACAAUUCAAUCCACCCAACGACAGUUACAGUGCAAUCUUCCACACCUCGAGUUUCGAUGGAAAAGAAGAUUCCAAAGUUAUCACCACCGUUCUACUAAAUAUCGCUACCAAAGAUACCGUUGAUAUUUUCAUUUAA
This is a messenger RNA of Heterostelium album PN500, 1827 nucleotides long. It is a transcript of the gene gbqA, whose product is annotated as G-protein alpha subunit family protein. The record is from RefSeq and is a predicted model, not a curated record. The transcript has 3 exons. Gene Ontology annotation, cellular component: heterotrimeric G-protein complex. The coding region runs from base 1 to 1827 and encodes 608 amino acids. Gene Ontology annotation, molecular function: GTPase activity; guanyl nucleotide binding; G-protein beta/gamma-subunit complex binding. NCBI's taxonomy places the organism in Eukaryota, Evosea, Eumycetozoa, Acytosteliales, Acytosteliaceae. Gene Ontology annotation, biological process: adenylate cyclase-modulating G protein-coupled receptor signaling pathway.